CUCAACGUAGUUACUUACCACACUUCCUUCCCACGUCAGAAAGAGAGCGGGGAAAUUUGACAGCCUCUGGUUAUUUUCUACAAAGCAACAUUAGUUUUGACUAUUUAUUGUACAUUCGAAAAGUGGUAGUUUGGGACAGUUGGUUUCGCGAGUCAAAAAGCGGCUUAUUUAUCGAAACGAUAUCGAUCUGAGCCAAAAUGAGGACUUUAGAGGAGGUUCAGGCCACUCUGCAGAUCGCCAAACUGAAGGAGGAAGAUCUACAGAACACAAUCCACUGCCUGUCUUUUGGGGAAAACGUUUCAUCUGCUGACUACUGCUUGAUGGAGCUGGACGACACGCUGUGCAAACACAUAGAAUCUGGGGAAAGUCUAGUGAUUCGAGGGGAUACGGAUGAGCGUGCAGUGCUCUGUAGUGGUGACAAGACUUAUGAUUUAAAAAUAGCCGAUACAUCCAACAUGCUGCUGCUUGUACCAGGAUGCAGAACACCAGACCAACUAACCAACAGCCAGGAAAGCUCUCAUGUGGUGCACACUCAGAUCUGGGGAUUUUGUAACAGCUACUGGGAACUCCGGAAACACCGUCCUAAACUGAAGAAACUGAAAAAGCUUUUGAUGGAGAAUCCUUAUGAAGGACCUGCUUUAGUGGGGCAAGAGGAGAAUACAGAUAACAGGUACACAAUGCAAGAUCUGUUGGAGAGGAUCCAGGCCAGUGAAGAGGAGCUAAAGACCCACUUAGAGACCAUCCAUGCCUGUCAGAUAGAUGGCUUCUGGCGCAUGUUGGACUUUGACUACGAGAUGAAGCUGCUCGGUCAUGUGACUCAGCUGGUAGAUUCUGAGUCCUGGUCCUUCAACAAGGUUCCCCUUCAAACCAGUCUGGAAGAGUUAGCUCCACUGGAACCCAAAGAGAUGAUCGAGCACUGCUUGAACUGCUAUGGGAAACGCUAUACUGACAACGACAACAUUUUUUAUGCACUGAAUGAGGAUAAAGUAUGUCGGGGCACAGCGCUACUGCUGCUGCAAAACGCCAUCAAGUUCAACCUAAAGGAGUUUCAGGAGGUCUGGCAGCAGAGCGUUCCAGAGGGCAUGAGCACAAGACUGGACCAACUAAAGAGUGUCGCCCUGGUGGACCGCAACUCCCGACCAGAGACCAUCUCCCUGCUGCGGGUGGAGGAUCUCUCAGAAGACACGCUGGAGCGCUUCAACCACCUCUUCACACUCAGAGAGAAAUGGACUGAAGACGACAUCACGCCAUACAUACAGGACCUGUGUGGAGAGAAACAGACUACCGGAGCUCUGUUGACCAAAUAUGCUCGAUCUUCAAUGCAAAAUGGGAUCAAGGUCUUCAACUCCAGAAGGCCGGUGGCUACAUGAACAUGUGAUCUGUCCAGUUAUGAAUUAUUAGAAAAUGACUUUGGUCACGUUAUGUUAAUUCCCAGAGUGACUAUAAUUUUACAAAUAAUUUCCCCUACAAAAUCCUUGUUAGUAUUGUCAACUAUCUCAC
Messenger RNA from Etheostoma cragini (Arkansas darter), 1500 nucleotides. It is a transcript of the gene dscc1, whose product is annotated as DNA replication and sister chromatid cohesion 1. Gene Ontology annotation, biological process: maintenance of mitotic sister chromatid cohesion; mitotic sister chromatid cohesion. The record is from RefSeq and is a predicted model, not a curated record. Lineage: Eukaryota; Metazoa; Chordata; Actinopteri; Perciformes; Percidae. The transcript has 9 exons. Gene Ontology annotation, cellular component: chromatin; nucleus; Ctf18 RFC-like complex. The coding region runs from base 198 to 1370 and encodes 390 amino acids.